GGGAAUCCCUGCGCGCGUUUGGGGACGGAGCUUGUUAACACGCGGCUCUGAGAGUGUGCUCCGGAGUUUGAGCUGCUGCAUUCGAGUUUGAGCUUCUGGUGCGGCCGUCUGUGCGAUGCCCAAGGCCAAGGGAAAGACUAGGAGGCAGAAGUUCGGUUACAAUGUCAACCGAAAGCGUCUGAACCGGAAUGCUCGUCGGAAGGCAGCGCCACGGAUCGAGUGCUCCCACAUCCGACAUGCCUGGGACCACACCAAAUCCGUGCGGCAGAACCUGGCGGAGAUGGGGUUGGCCAUGGAUCCCAACAAGGCGAUUCCCCUCCGUAAGAGGAAGGUAAAGGCCAUGGAGGUAGACACAGAGGAGAGACCCAAGGAUCUUGUACGGAAGCCCUAUGUGGUAAAUGAGCUGGAAGCAGAAGCCAGCCUCCCAGAGAAGAAAGGAAAUACCUUGUCUCGGGACCUCAUUGAAUAUGUUCAUUACAUGGUGGAAAAUCAUGGGGAAGACUAUAAGGCUAUGGCCCGGGAUGAGAAGAAUUAUUAUCAAGAUACCCCAAAACAGAUUCGGAAUAAGGUCAAUGUCUAUAAGCGCUUUUACCCAACAGAGUGGCAAGCCUUCAUUGAUUCUUUGCAGAAAAAGAAGAUGGAGGUUGACUAAGUGUUGUAUAUACCCCCAGACUUGGGUCUACUGGACCAAAGAAACCUUUUGGUUUUAAGGCAAGGAGUGUAUAGUUUCACAUGAUGCUGGCAAAGUCCUAUAGAAUCAGGUCUCUCUCUCUCUCUCUCUCCUCUCUCUCCCCCCUCAUGAGAAGGAUC
Molecule: messenger RNA, 810 nt
Organism: Onychomys torridus (southern grasshopper mouse)
Lineage: Eukaryota; Metazoa; Chordata; Mammalia; Rodentia; Cricetidae
Gene: Nop16
Product: NOP16 nucleolar protein
Exons: 5
Coding region: 116-652 (178 amino acids)
Biological process (GO): ribosomal large subunit biogenesis
Cellular component (GO): nucleolus
Source: RefSeq, a predicted model, not a curated record